AUGCCAAAGGAUUUGCAAGAGUGCGGAAUUCCAAAGAUCAUGUUCCGCUCCAAGUAUGGUGAGUUUGUGCUUCGGGUCUUGGCCGGUGCCAUCAUCUCGCUGUAUGCACCACCACCCGGAAAGUCCGCCAGGGAAAGUGGGCCAUCCGGCUCCGAGUGGGUCUUGUUUUCGCCGGGCAAGGACCGGUCUGCUCCGAAGAGCAAUUGCACCCAGAAGGUGCAGUAG
This is a messenger RNA of Neurospora hispaniola, 225 nucleotides long. RefSeq lists its product as uncharacterized. Lineage: Eukaryota; Fungi; Ascomycota; Sordariomycetes; Sordariales; Sordariaceae. The transcript has 2 exons. The record is from RefSeq and is a predicted model, not a curated record. The coding region runs from base 1 to 225 and encodes 74 amino acids.